Molecule: messenger RNA, 510 nt
Organism: Guillardia theta CCMP2712
Lineage: Eukaryota; Cryptophyceae; Pyrenomonadales; Geminigeraceae
Exons: 4
Coding region: 1-510 (169 amino acids)
Source: RefSeq, a predicted model, not a curated record
AUGUCGGAUGAGAAUCCUCGAAGGGAGCAACAAAUUCUUGAUGUCAAGAGCUUGUUCUUCCUGGGAUGCUGGGGGAUUCAAGACAAGCUGCUUGAGAACAAGUUCCAGGCGUACUAUCGUGAUUGCAUGAUAGCAAGGAUUGAGUCGUACACGCCAUACUUUAUCGCUCUUAUCAUCUUCCAGAGCUGCAUGGCCUGUGUCUUGCGGUACAUGCAGUCAGACGGCUUCACUACCUCGGACAAGUUCCUCCUCUUUCGGCUUGUCCGGGGGUUCUUGUGGAUUGCGUUCUUGAAGAUGAAGAAACCUGCCAUGUGGAACUACUGGGCACCUCGCUUCCUUCCAUGGACAAUGACGAUCCUCUAUCUUGUACAUAUCGUGGAGAAUGUGUCGAGUAGGGAGUGGGAAUCGAUUCAGUUCUUGUGCGUUUGCAACGUCUUGAUAUCCCCCAUGAUCUUUCACUCCUUCCUCCACCCGUUCUUCUUUCACUCCGCCAUGAUGUUUUCAAGGUGA